AUGAAGAGCUUUGCACGGAUCCGUUCUUUGUUUAAUCCCCUAUCGACAUCUUCCUGUUUCCAGGUGUCCUUCUUCCUGUUCAUCGUGUUCGUUGUCUACACCAUGCUGCCCUUCUCCAUGAGAGGAGCCAUUAUCGCAAGCGCCAUCACUUGCUUCUCUCACACCGUCACCCUCAGCGUCUGCCUGGCCUCCACCGCCCCAGAUCUGGAGCCUCUCGUGUGGCAGAUCUUAGCCAACGUGAUAAUCUUCACAUGUGGAAACUUAGCCGGGGCGUACCACAAACACCUGAUGGACCUGGCCCUCAAACAGACCUACCAAGACACCUGCAACUGCAUCAAGUCCCCCAUUAAACUGGAGUUUGAGAAGCACCAACAGCAGAGGCAGAAUUCCUCGUCGCCCAUCUCCGGAAGCAGGGCAUCACCCCAGCCCCAGAUCUCCUGCUUUCCCAGCUCCGUGAGCUGUCGGAUCAAGCCUCCGGUGUGGUCUCCCAGCCCAGGCCAGCAGCUCCAGCCAGCCCCCCCGGAAGAGGGCGAGGGCGGCAAAAGGUCUAAAAAAGCGAGUCCUCCAGGAGCUUGCUCGGCCAAGAAAUCCUCCACUCCUCAGGCUCGCUCCAGCGCCGCUCAGCAGCCCAGCGCCGUCCAGCCCAGCGCCGCUCAGCCCGGGAGCUCCGGCACUCAGCCCCUCUUCGAUGGCAGCCUAGUCAACACACUGCAAUCUCUGGCAAGUAGGCCCUACAUUCCCCAAGCCGCUAACAUCUCCUCACGGCUCAGAGCGAAAAUCCUCGACGGGAAAGACAUUAAUUUGGUCAGCCUUAUUCUGCCUUCCCCGGAGUGCGACAAAGCCAUCGCCACGGGAGGAAGCAUUACUGCGGUAUUUAAAUCCGCAGACCCCCGGCUCCUCAAAGACCUUUCUAUAGGGCAAUUUCUGGUAGCUUUUAGCAUCUUCCGCGAUGUCCUCUGCGCAGUUUACCCUGAAAGGAGAGUGGAUUCAGAUGCUUAUCUGGCCGUGAUUGGCGAUCUUCACAUCAAAUACGGGAAAUCCGUGUACUAUCAAUACCAUAAAAGCUUCUCUAGCAAAGCAGCGCUGCACUUAGCUCAUUGUAACAUCCGCCUGGACUGGUCCGUGCUGGAUACCGAGCUGCUCGUAAUGGCUACCGGCGGGCAACAAGUCGUCUCGUGCAUUAGCUGCGGAGCGCAGGGCCACACCUCUCCGCUCUGCCCUUCAGUGCCUCUCUCCGGGUCUAGCGUUUUCCCCACGCAGUAUUCUGGGAACAAUAAACCAAACCUACCUGCAGGGAUGCUCACCCGAGGGCUCUCUCAAGGGUUCAGGGUAGGGGUCCUUUCUUUAGUGGCUAAAAACCUGCAGUCAGCCGCCAAAGAACCCACCAUAGUCUCUCAGCUCAUUCAAAAAGAGCUCAACAAAGGAUAUUUAAUCGGUCCUUUCCAUUCCUCUCCGUUCCCAGUGUUCCGGACAAGCCCAAUAGGGGUCGCUACACGCAAAUACUCCGAGAAGAAAAGGCUCAUUUUCGAUCUGUCCGCUCCUCGCGCUGGUCCGUUUUGCAGCAUCAAUAGCCUUAUUCCCCCAGAGUAUUUUUCUCUUCAUUACGCUUCAGUUGAUAAUGCCAUCAAGCUCAUCAAAUUCGCAGGGCAAGGAGCGUGGCUCUCCAAAGCAGACAUUACUGACGCGUUCAAAAUAAUUCCCAUUCACCCAUCUCAGUGGCACAUGUUCGGUAUCAGGUGGGAGUCCAAAUUCUACUUCGCUGUCCGUUUAACCUUCGGGUGCAGAAGUAGCCCUUGCAUCUUUAAUUCUUUUUCCGAAGCCCUCUGCUGGAUCCUCCUGAACAUCGUCAGAAUCCCCUCCGUCCUGCAUUUAUUGGACGAUUUCCUCCUCAUAGAUCCCCCUCGGGACAACUCAGGCGCCUCUCUAGCAAAACUCAAACUAUGCUUUCAGGAGUUAGGUGUUCCCCUCUCAGAAGAGAAAACGCUAGGUCCCACCACACGCCUGGAGUUUUUGGGCAUUACACUCGACUCAGUAGACAUGGAAGCGUCUCUCCCCACGGACAAACUGCAGCGCAUUCGCGACAUCACAAAGUCCUUCUGUGAGCAACAAGUUAUCACCAAGCAGCAGCUGCUCUCCCUGCUCGGGCACCUCAACUUCGCCAUGCGUAUUAUCCCUCAGGGGCGCUCGUUUAUUUCCCGGCUCCUGGAUACAGCGUCGGCUGUAGAAAACCUCCAUGACCACGUCUUCUUAGAUGAAGGCUGCCGCUCAGACCUGCGGUUUUGGUCCCUCCUGCUCGCACACUGGAAUGGCGUCACCUUCUUCUACGACGACCUCGUGUACUCCUCCGACUCCAUGAGAUUCUUCACGGACGCUGCCCCAUCCGUGGGUUUUGGGGGUUUCUUCCAGGGAGAGUGGUUCGCAGGCUCGUGGCCUCCGUCAUUCCCCAGCCAUGCCUCUUCCUCCGCUCUGCAUGAGAUCUUUCCGAUCGCUGUUGCCUGCCACGUGUGGGGUCACCUCUGGCCCCGGAAGCGGAUCUCAGUACUCUGUGACAACCAAUCAGUGGUCGGGAUUAUUAAUAAAGCGCGCUCCCCGUGCCGUGACAUCAUGCCGUUCAUGAGAAGCAUCACGUGGUCUUCCAUCACCCACAACUUUCUCAUCUCCGCUCGUCACGUUCCCGGCCACCUCAACUCAGUGGCUGAUUCCCUCUCUCGCUUCCACUUCCAGACAUUCCGGAACCUCUGCCCAGAAGCCAGCGCUCAACCCGUCAGGAUUCCUCCCCUGCAUCUCCUCUCUCUCUUCUAAAUAGAAGCCCCCUAGCAAGGCACCUCGAAUCCGCCAGGUUUUUUAUGAGGAAGGGCUUAGCCGCUUCCACCCUUAAAACAUACGAUUUCGCUUGGAGAACGUUCGCUUUAUUUUGCUUUUCCGUAGGCAUUACACUUAAACCUGUUCUCAUCUCCACCGUGUGCGCCUUCAUGUGCUACUGGCCACUGAUCGCCACCUCAAACCCCAAUACA
Molecule: messenger RNA, 3014 nt
Organism: Notothenia coriiceps (black rockcod)
Lineage: Eukaryota; Metazoa; Chordata; Actinopteri; Perciformes; Nototheniidae
Exons: 6
Coding region: 1-2802 (933 amino acids)
Source: RefSeq, a predicted model, not a curated record